GUUGACAGAUUGAAACUCUGUUUGUGUGUUGUUUUCAUUUGGUGUCUCUUUGGUGUGUAACGUGGUGAACAUGGAUGAGGCGCUCAUCAAGAAGGAGUGCAUUCAUCCUGGAGAUGCAUUCAUCCAGAUGAAGCCUGGAACGAGGGUCAACUUCCACUAUCAGACGAAGAAAUGUACGGAUGGAAAGGUGCUGGACGACAGCCGGAAGGAGCAGAAGCCCAUGGAGUUGGUGUUGGGGAAGCAGUUCAAGCUGGAGGUGUGGGAAGUGAUUGUGCAGAAGAUGGCAGUGCGCGAAGUGGCGAAAUUCACGGUGGACAAGAGUCUUCUGCCGCAGUAUCCCUUCAUUGCCAAGACAAUCCGGGACUCGAGGAAGCCAGCGGAGAAGAGGAAGCACGUGUGCGGCAUGACGCUGCAGAAUGAGGGCCUGGGAUAUGAGGAUCUUGAUGAGCUGUUCAAGAAUCCCUGUGAUCUGGAGUUUACCUUUGAGUUGCUGUCCGUGGAGCUGCCGGAAGACUAUGAGAAGGAGUCUUGGCAGCUGAAUGAGGAUGAGAAGGUGAAGAGUGUGGGUGUGCUGCGUGAGAAGGGCAAUCAGCAGUUCAAAGAGGGCCAUCUGGAUCAAGCCAUGAACUCCUACACUCAAGCUCUGGGCAUGAUUGAGCAGUUGAUGCUGCGCGAGAAGCCCGAGGAUGAGGAUUGGAUGGAGCUGUUCAACAUGAAGAAGCCUCUGCUGCUGAACUACUCUCAGUGCAAGCUCAACGUGAAGGAUUACUAUCCGGCCAUAGAACACUGCUCGGAAGUGCUGAAAUACGAUCCGGACAAUGUGAAGGCGCUGUUCAGGCGUGCCAAAGCGCAUCUGGGCGCUUGGAAUCUGGACCAGGCGCGAGAGGAUUUCAAGAGGGCGGCCGAACUGGACGCCAGCGUGAAGACAGCAGUGACCAAAGAGUUGAAGUGCAUCGAGGAGCUUCAAAAGUCAAAGGACGAUGCUGACAAAGAGCGAUAUAAGAAUUUAUUUAAUUGA
Phlebotomus argentipes is the source of this 1018-nucleotide messenger RNA. RefSeq names its product AH receptor-interacting protein. The coding region runs from base 71 to 1018 and encodes 315 amino acids. The transcript has 2 exons. Gene Ontology annotation, molecular function: protein binding; peptidyl-prolyl cis-trans isomerase activity. Lineage: Eukaryota; Metazoa; Arthropoda; Insecta; Diptera; Psychodidae. The record is from RefSeq and is a predicted model, not a curated record.